GUCUUUGACAGUCAGAGUGAAGUGUCACUUUUCAGAUUCAAAGCAAAGCCAAGAGAGAGCAGUGUGAUUUAGUUCAGAUGACACUCAAGGCUCAAAGCAGAGAAAUGAACAGUGAAACACACCCAGAGGAUGAGAAGAUAACAGAAAACAGAGACAUGAAGAUGCAGAGUCCGUCUCUCAGCGAACUGGAGGAGGUUUUACAUUCAGCUCCACGCUCCUGUCGCCAUGGAGACGAGGUGUGGCCGAACCUGUAUCUGGGAGACAUGUUUAUGUCUCAUGACAAGUUUGGCCUCUGGCAGCUGGGUAUCACUCAUGUUCUGAAUGCGUCACAUGGUAAACUUUGCUGUAAAGGCAAUGAUGACUUCUAUGGAACUACAGUGAAAUACUAUGGAGUCCCAGCCAAUGACCUGCCAACAUUUGACCUUUCACCUUUCUUCUACCCUGCCGCUGAGUUCAUUCAUCAAGCUUUGUCAUCUGGAGGGAAGGUGUUUGUUCACUGUGCUGUGGGCGUGAGUCGCUCUGCUGCUUUGGUCCUGGCUUACCUGAUGAUUCAUCACCACCUCAGUUUGCUGUCCUCUGUACGCUGUGUGCAGCAGAAGCGCUGGAUCUUCCCCAACAGAGGCUUCCUGAGACAACUCAUUAGACUGGACCAAAAACUGCAGAAUGAAGAGCUGACUGAAUCAAAAUAGAUUAAAAAAUCCACACACAGAGCUGCAGAGUCUGGCAGUGAGGACACAGCGACCACCGACAGCAGGAGCAGAGUUGAAGUAGCACUUUGUGUCUGGAGAGAAUGUCAGGGAGCAAGCAGCCACAGGACUUGGCG
Molecule: messenger RNA, 823 nt
Organism: Sphaeramia orbicularis (orbiculate cardinalfish)
Lineage: Eukaryota; Metazoa; Chordata; Actinopteri; Kurtiformes; Apogonidae
Product: dual specificity protein phosphatase 13-like
Exons: 4
Coding region: 78-689 (203 amino acids)
Biological process (GO): protein dephosphorylation; negative regulation of MAPK cascade
Cellular component (GO): cytoplasm
Molecular function (GO): MAP kinase phosphatase activity; protein tyrosine/serine/threonine phosphatase activity
Source: RefSeq, a predicted model, not a curated record